GGUUUGCAAGAUGGAUUUGCGAAUGGAAAUCAGUUAGCGUCUUUGGUAGAUUAACUUAUAGCACCUACAUCGUCCAUAGUGCUGUAAUAAGAAUAAGAGGUGGACUAGUGAGGGAACCUGUUUACGUUAACGAUUACACUAUAUUAAUGACCACCCUUGGUGAUAUCGUCCUGUCCUACCUUGCCGGGACUAUGAUGUGUCUGAUGUUUGAGAUGCCCAUAUCAGCCCUGCAGAAGCUCAUGGUCCCACAAAUGAAGACAAAGAAUACAGGCCUAAAAGGGUCGUCAGAGAAAUCUUUAAAGACGUUGGACGACGGUUUACGAGACGUUUAUGUGAAUAAUCAUGAAGAAUGUUCGAAAGUGUGAAUAAAAUUGCAAGUAUUGUU
This is a messenger RNA of Leptinotarsa decemlineata (Colorado potato beetle), 385 nucleotides long. Its product is annotated as nose resistant to fluoxetine protein 6. Gene Ontology annotation, molecular function: acyltransferase activity, transferring groups other than amino-acyl groups. NCBI's taxonomy places the organism in Eukaryota, Metazoa, Arthropoda, Insecta, Coleoptera, Chrysomelidae. The record is from RefSeq and is a predicted model, not a curated record.